AUGGGAAAAAACUAUCUUAGUGGAAGAAUCCCAAGUUCUUUGUGCAAUGCCACUAACCUCAUUCGAAUAGAUUUGGCCUUCAAUUCAUUCUCCGGACAAAUUCCUGACAUAUUUGGCAAUUUAAGAAGCCUUGAGUGGCUUAACCUUGAUGAGAAUAAUUCGACUACUAAUCCAUCAAAUCCAGAGUUAAUGAUCAUAAAUUCUUUGACCAAUUGUAGAUAUCUCAAAUUUUUGUCCUUAGUUAACAACCCACUAAAUUCCCUUCUUCCAAUUUCUAUAGGAAACUUGUCUACUUCUCUUAGCCAAUUGAGACUCACAGGUUGUUCCAUGAGAGGUAGCAUUCCAACAAGUAUUGCCAAUUUAAGCAGCUUAUUAAGUCUUUCCCUUGGUCAAAAUCAAUUUGUUGGAUCAUUACCAAAUGGAAUAGGGAAAUUACAGAAACUACAAGGUCUCAUGUUAAGUGAUAACAAGUUGGAAGGUUUUGUUCCACAUGGACUUUGUCAACUAAAAAGCUUGGAUUCAUUAGCAUUAGACAGCAAUAGGUUCUAUGGCCCAAUACCUUCUUGCGUAAGUAAUCUUUCAUCAUUGAGACAGUUUUGGAUUUCUUCAAAUGUGUUAAACUCAACAAUACCUUCAACUUUGUGGAGUUUAUCAAAUUUGUUAUUAUUAGACUUAUCUUCAAAUAACCUAAGUGGAACUCUUCCAUUUGAUAUGUCCAAUCUAAAUGCUUUGACUUGGCUUUAUCUAUCAAGAAAUCAAUUAUCAGGUAGCAUUCCAAGCAGCCUUGGAAAUCUUGUCCAUUUGGGUGAUCUCUCCUUAGCACAAAAUGAAUUCGAAGGAGUUAUUCCGGAAUCUUUUGGUCGUUUGGUAAGUCUAGAACGUCUUGACUUGUCGAAAAACAACUUGUCCGGUGUUAUUCCUAAGUCAUUGGAGUCACUUUUGUAUUUGAACUACUUCAAUGUUUCUUACAAUAAGUUGGAAGGAGAAAUUCCUCAUGGUGGACCAUUUGCUAAUUUCUCUGUUCAAUCAUUCAUUAUGAACAGAGGACUCUGUGGCGCUUCGCGCUUGCAAUUCCCAGAAUGUGAAACAACGGGUAGAUCUCGAAAAACAACUGCCUACAUUUUCUUGAAAUAUAUUUUACCAAUAAGUAGUGUGGCCACUAUCCUUGUAUUGGCAUUCCUAAGCAUCUUAAAGUUCCAAAAUCAUAAUAAGGUGCUUCAAAAUUUUGAAGUGGAUCAAGCAAUGGCAAGAUGGAGAAGAAUUUCAUAUUAUGAAAUUCAACAAGCAACAGAUAGGUUUAAUGGUGACAACUUACUUGGUAUAGGGAGCUUCGGAAAAGUUUACAAAGGCGUCCUCUCGGACGGGACGAAUGUUGCAAUAAAGGUUUUCAAUUUGGGGCUAGAAGGAGCAUUUAGGAGUUUUGAUCUUGAAUGUGAAGUGUUGCGCAAUAUCCGCCAUCGAAACUUGACCAAAAUCAUAAGCAGUUGUAGUAACUUGGAUUUCAAGGCAUUGGUUAUGAGCUACAUGGUCAAUGGGAGUUUGGAGAAGUGGUUACAUUCAGAAGACCAUAGUUUGAGUAUGAUAGAGAGGAUUAACAUAGUGAUAGAUAUUGCAGAAGCAAUUAAUUAUCUUCACCAUGGUGGUUCUAUAUCAAUUGUGCAUGGUGAUUUAAAACCAAGCAAUAUAUUGCUAGAUGAAGACAUGGUUGCUCAUGUCACAGAUUUUGGCAUUGCAAAGCUGCUAAAUGGUGGAAAUUCCAUGACACAUACAUUGACUUUAGCCACAAUGGGGUAUAUGGCUCCAGAGUAUGGACUAGAAGGCUUGGUGUCCAAACAAGGUGAUGUGUAUAGUUAUGGCAUUUUACUUAUGGAAAUCUUCACACAAAAGAAACCCACUGAUGAAAUGUUUAUGGGAGAUUUUAGCAUCAAGCAUUGGGUGGAAAUGUCAUACCUUGAUUCCCUAAUUGACAUAGUUGAUGCUAGAUUGUUAAUGGAAGAAGGAGAACUAGCUUCCAAGAAAGAGUGUUUAUCAUCCAUCAUGAAACUAGCUUUGGAUUGCACCAAAGAAUUACCUCGAGAAAGGACCACAGUGAAAGAUGUCAUAACUACACUUAAGAAGAUUAAAAUGGUGUUCUUAUAA
This is a messenger RNA of Arachis stenosperma, 2139 nucleotides long. Its product is annotated as receptor kinase-like protein Xa21. Gene Ontology annotation, biological process: protein phosphorylation. Gene Ontology annotation, molecular function: ATP binding; protein kinase activity; protein binding. NCBI's taxonomy places the organism in Eukaryota, Viridiplantae, Streptophyta, Magnoliopsida, Fabales, Fabaceae. The transcript is spliced from 2 exons. The record is from RefSeq and is a predicted model, not a curated record. Bases 1 to 2139 code for a protein of 712 amino acids.